AUGUCAGCAUCGCGACGUAUUUCGGGGCGGAGGAAAAAGAAGUCCCUGAGCGAGAUCGUGAAUGAGCAAUUGGACGGCGGGGGCGCGGGGCGUCACGAGGUGGAUGCGUGGGACGACUUGAGCGGCGACGCCCCUAAAAUUGACGACUAUCACGAGGGGGAUGACUACGACGACGAGAAUGUGGUGGAAUUGGCCGCAAAGCGAAGCCGAACCGAGCGGCUGCGGGAGCCGAGGCACCGAUCCCAGCAAAGACCGCAACAGCUGCGUCGCCGCGGUCCCCUGGACGCCUCUUUGUCAACGGGUGAGUACGCCGCCACGCCGGUAGAUGUGGAAGCCGCUAUGGAUGACAUCUUUGGCGCACUUGAGAUGAACGAUGCAGACGAAGAUGAGAUGUCUUUAUUGGACGGAUACAUGGAUGGGGCGGGUGGCGACAAAAGCCAUGAAGAUGAGGAAUCGUUUGCAGCGGCGGUUGAUGCCACUACCGACAAUGAUCGUGGCAAGAAACGAAAGCGUGCGAGUGGCAAACCAGAGACGGAGGAGGACUAUAUCGCAUGGUUUGAGGCGCAGCAGAUGAAGAGGCGGGCUAGGCGUCAUGCUAGCGCUGGUGGUGAUGAGGAUAACAUACUUGAACAGCUCGAAUCGUUGCGGCACGCGCAAAUGGAACUAGUGGCAAAAGAGACACAGGAGGGUGACGGCGACGGUGAGGAUCCACAGGCCAAGCAGCGCCAGCGUGCACAGGCUGCGGUGAGGCAUUACGUGAUGGUUUACUCGCAACUUCUUCGUGUACGUAUCAAGCUGCAGCCCCCCAUUGCGCGUGCGGUAGCGCUUCCGCAGUACUACGCCCUCCCUGACUUUGUGCGGUCCGAUGAGGCACAGAUAAAGCAUAGCAUGGAGGUGGUUGCCAAGCACCUCAACGAUCUCGUUGGUGUCUUUUACCUCCUUGCGACGGAUGACAAGCAAACAAAGACACAAAAUGACACCCCGUUGAGCUUCAAAGACGUCAACAACUUGCAUAGACGCAUGAUGCGAGACGUUGACGCCUGUGUUGAGUACUGGGGAGUCAAACUGGUGCAACCAAACGGUGUGAAGCUGCGCACCGUGGCACAGCCGCUACUGCAUCAAAUUCACUCUGUGCUUAAGAGUAAAACGCGGCUGCGGGCAAAGGUGCAGAAAAACCGGUCCCAUGUGACUAUUUUGGGUCACCCCGAGCACCACAAGAUGUCUCAAUCGGCUGAGGGAAAGGCUGCACGUGCCCUGCACAUUGCGGAGGGCGACAUUGACGAGGAAAUCUACGAGGAUGCUGAUUUUCUUCGUGAAGUGGUGAAGCGUGGAGGGGUGGCGAAGUUGGAGCAGCAACUGCAGGAGAUUCAUCGCAGCCUGCACUCAGACGAGGCACCGGCCAAGCGUGGGUUUCAUCGUCUCACAAAAGGCAAGGCGGUGAACUACGAGCCCCGGCCAAAGUUGGUGGGAUUUUUAUUGCCUGUGCCAUAUGUACUGAGUGGUCAACAUGAGGUGAUGGUGAACUCACUGUUUCAAUAG
This is a messenger RNA of Trypanosoma rangeli, 1539 nucleotides long. RefSeq names its product protein AATF/BFR2. NCBI's taxonomy places the organism in Eukaryota, Euglenozoa, Kinetoplastea, Trypanosomatida, Trypanosomatidae. Bases 1 to 1539 code for a protein of 512 amino acids. Gene Ontology annotation, cellular component: nucleolus. The transcript has a single exon. The record is from RefSeq and is a predicted model, not a curated record.